Messenger RNA from Temnothorax curvispinosus, 2344 nucleotides. Its product is annotated as tumor necrosis factor receptor superfamily member 4-like. Gene Ontology annotation, molecular function: protein binding. NCBI's taxonomy places the organism in Eukaryota, Metazoa, Arthropoda, Insecta, Hymenoptera, Formicidae. The transcript has 2 exons. The coding region runs from base 646 to 1221 and encodes 191 amino acids. The record is from RefSeq and is a predicted model, not a curated record.
AAGCUAAAGAUCAGACAUCAGCCGAUCAAAGAAGAUGCAAUUCGGUCACCGAAUUCGGUCGCACGUACGAGCGAGAACACUGUUUGAUCUUCGAUCACUAGCUGAAAUUUUCAGAGAGAGCGUCUUGUAAAAGAACUCACGUAAAUGUGACAGAGCUUUAGUGCUACAAUUGUGCACCCGGUAGUCUGUCCAUGCAAUGGUCUACGACGAAAAUUCGCGCGAUCGAGAGAAGAACUUCCUAAAGGCGGAAAGGGACACGAGAGGGGCCACGUGACCGGGCGCGUGUUCAACAGUAACAGCUGCACCGAUGCAGCUCCUUUCAAUUCACGUUGAACCUCCACCGAGGUAACACAGCGACGGUCACCUGAACGAGUUUUACUCCUCGAUCGCGCGGAAUUAUUUCAUCUCCGAGUGCCGAUUAAAAUUGAUUCCGUCUGCGUUUGUCAAUUCAAACGUCGCAAAUUAUUCCGCUUUCCAUCUCUGAAUCAAAACAUCAGAGAUCGCGGAAUAAUUGUCCUCGUUUUGAGUACCUCGACGCAGAAGAAGAAGUUAUGAAUAUAACGUAAUUCUCGAGGAAAGAAAGAAGUGAUUCCGAUUGAAGUGGCAAGAUCGAAGCACGAAGACUAGAACUCGGAAGACAAUAUAAUGGAUAACCGCAGAAAGCUAAUCCGCAAUCGAUGCGUGAUGCUGACAAUUGUUCUCGCGUACACGCUGGCGGUAUUCAUUAAGGCGGCCGAGAGCAGGCCUCACAUCAGGCACCACCGGGACGGCUCGCACUGCAGCAGAUGCGGUCCAGGCUGGGGCGUGAUUAGCCGUUGCGCUCGCGGCCGCGACACCGUGUGCGAACGUUGCCCCGCCGGCACGUACAGCCCGCAUCACAGCACGCAGCCCUGCUGGAACUGCGCCAGAUGCGGCCCGGGUCUUUACGAGGCCCAUCCGUGCACCACGCGCGCCGACACCGUCUGCGACUCCUGUCACCGCCCGGCGCCGGACAAUCCGGACUAUCGGCGCAAAUGCGAGGGCCGCGCGAGAUUCUUCCUCGCGCCGGAGGACGCGCGGAGCACCGCCGAGGAAAGCGUGCUGGUCAACGAGCCGGCCUACCGCUUCCAGAUCUACGACAGGGAGGAGGUGCUCGAGAAAGACGUGGAGGCCGUCCUGAGGGACAAGGCGGCCGCCGAAUCGGAGGUUCUACGGAGGAUUCAAUCACCGACCGAACAUUAAUCCCGAAUAACGAAGACGCUCCCGACGGAUUCUCCCGUCGGAAUGAAAUCGGACGAAAAAGAAGGUAUAAAGUUAUCUCGAUUGUUGCAAAAUUCUUGAAACUUUUAAUUAAAAAAAAAAAGAGAGAAAUAAAUGGAUCAUGUAGAAGUAAAGAAAGGAAAAUUUGACAGACCCGUAAUAGGAUUAGAAGAACAAUGUACAUUGUACGUUCGCUAUCGAUCGAUCUUUCAAUGCUAGUCAAUUAGCGCUUAAGAGAAUUAAGCUGUUUGUGGAACUGCGUACGACUGUGGUACGAGUUCAAAAAAAUGGGAAUUUUCAUUUGUUUGUCCGUUAGAAUCCCAAUUUGCGCCGGGCGACGCGGUGUGAAGAGAUGGAAAAUACUCUCUGACCCGUCGCUAAGUAUAUUAGCAUAUAAAUAAAUCCUUCUCCUGAAUACGAAUAGACUGUUACAUUUUUAAUAUUUAGAUCUGUAUUGCAAGUCGUAUUACACAGGUAGAUGUAUCGGUAGCUGUUAUCUGUAGUGUCACCAUAGAUUCGCGGAAUACAUUGACAUUUUUACACGCAGUCAUCCUCUCGUGGGACACGGUUCUGCGGAUGAUUUACGCGUGAAAAUUAUUUACGACUAUUGCAUCUAUACCGAUUAUUAUCGCUGAUAAGCACAUUGAUUAAUUAUAAGUGCGCGUGUAUGUAUAAUUGAUCAGCAUACUCGGAUUCACGUAAAAUCGGCACGUCUUUUCAGUUUCGCUCGAAAUUAGUGUGAUAUUGGCGGACGUCAAAUCGAUGCGGUCUUCAAACGUUAUUUCGUCUAAAAAUAUUUUGGUCUCCGUGAUUACGAAUUCAAUCUUUCAAUCCAUGAUUGAUGAGCGUUUUUUAAUCAUGCGAACGAUCCAGAUAUAAAUAUCCCCGGGCUUUAUCUGUAAAGUAUAAUGGAUGUUUGCGUUGCGAAAUACGGUCAUCAACAGUUUUUAGCAUUAUUUAUACGUAAUUCCGUCUAUACGGAUAUUUUCUGUGAAUAUACGUCAGCUUGCAGUGUACUUUGCUAAGCGUACUUUGAUUAUUCUCUUUAGACAUUGGCACUGUUUAAAAUUCUAAUAUAUUGCUGACAGAAGAAGAAUGAACAAUA